AUGAAUAAUGAUGAACAGGUUGAAAUUCAGGGCAAAUCGGAAAGGAACAUAGGAAGAUACCCAGGGAACGCAAUUGAGAGAAUGUCUCUACUUACAAGGGCACAGGGCGACUACCUGGUGCGAUUUUCUCACCUGGUUUCCGAGCUCUCAAGACAUAAUUCAUUUGAGGCUUCUGUUGAGAAAGGAAGGGUCUUUUCCUCGGGGGCAUUACUCCACCCUAUUCGAUUUGCUCAGAGGUCGAAUGACGACUUCGGGAGGGCGGUGGAAGACCCCGCCCACAAGGGCAAGCUGGAGUAUAUAUAUACAGCCAGGAAGGCGAAGAAAGACAAAUCCUUCCUUCCCAACCUCCGCAGAGAAUCAUGCAGUCUAAGGUUAUCCUUGUCCUCAUUGGGCCUGGCAGCCCUGGCUGUUGCCGACAGAAGAGAAACCUAUUCGUAUUCAGCUCCAAGAGCUCCACCAGCUUCCUCGGAGGAAUCCUUCGAAUCCAGCGAAGCUAAGUACAGCUUCAGCUGGGCCGUGAGCGACGAGUCGUCCGAGAACGACUUCGGACACCAAGAAUCCCGAGACGGAGACGAUACUCAGGGAUCCUACUACGUCCAGCUUCCCGAUGGGCGCCUCCAGAAGGUGUCCUACCACGUCGAUGGCGACGACGGAUACGUAGCCGAAGUCACCUACGAGGGAGAAGCUCAGUUCCCCGAUUCCGUCGAAUCCGCGGAGUCUGUCGAGGCUCCGAGAUACGCUCCACCAAGGCCUCGCUUUUCGGCUCCAGAUUCCAACGAGUCUAAAUAGAUUUAUUUAAUCCUGGCAGAUCUACCAAAUGUAACAUUAUUCUAUGCUGACCUAGCCGUCCAGUUUAUCUAUUGUACAAAUUAUUAUUAAUAUUUAUGUAAUAAAUCUUUGAGGAAGUUA
Messenger RNA from Macrobrachium nipponense, 909 nucleotides. RefSeq lists its product as uncharacterized. The transcript has 5 exons. Lineage: Eukaryota; Metazoa; Arthropoda; Malacostraca; Decapoda; Palaemonidae. Gene Ontology annotation, cellular component: extracellular matrix. The record is from RefSeq and is a predicted model, not a curated record. Bases 1 to 789 code for a protein of 262 amino acids.